Molecule: messenger RNA, 10455 nt
Organism: Symbiodinium necroappetens
Lineage: Eukaryota; Dinophyceae; Suessiales; Symbiodiniaceae
Source: the annotation of a GenBank genome assembly
GUCAACAACAUAGUCAUAGAAGGCUUCGUGUCAUCCAUCGCGGUGUCCCUCCAGCACCUCUGCGAGAUCCUUGAUCCGCUGAUCAUAGCAAAGCAUGAAAUGCUUCCGCUCUUUGAAGUCAAGGUGGAGUUGCAAGACUCGGAGAUCAUCUUUGAUCCACCCUUCCAGUCGCACAAACCGGGCGAUAUUUCACUUAGAGCGACCAUUGAUGGCUGGCUGAAGGAUUUUUUCGCCACCGUUACCUGCAUGCAGCGUCUGGACACCGGCAGUGGUGAUUAUCUCAACGAGAUUCGCGAGCAUUUCCAGAUGCAGUGCCUGCUGGCCUUGGUGUCGGAACUCAUCGACAACACAGAGCUGAAGUGCAUGGAUUACCGUGAGACCUUCAUGCAGCACUCGUAUUUAUGGACCGAGUCGAUUGACAAGUCUUUCGAGAAGUUCUUGCAGGAGGGUGCCCGCGACCUUGUGGAAGGCUUCGAGGAGGAGGGGCAGAAGGGACUGUCUUUCCGCGACAUCAUGGAGCGUAUCAAGGUUGACAUCGGACGGCAGAUCCCGCCGCUCGAGCAGUUCGACAAGCAGAUCAUCAACUUCAAGAACCUGAAGCAGGAUCUGUCCAACAUGAAGACGCCGGUGGACAUCCACUGGUUGCGUGUAGGAGCGCAGCCGGUGAAGCUGAAGCUGGUCUCUUUCGCGCGACAGUGGGAGGAGAAGUAUGUGGACUUCAUCAAGACAUUUACAGAGGAGCGGAUUCGUACCUUGGUCAAGUUCAUCAACGAGCAGCAGGAAGGUUUGGGCCCGCCAUCUCCCGUGGAUGAACCCGAGAAUGAGAAGCUUCUGUACUCGACCAUGACCAACAUUCGCGACGUGAAGCUGGCCACAAAUGCAGUGAAGAAGCUAUUCCCGCCCAUCAGGGACCUGUGUCAGCUCCUGAAGAAGCAUCACGUGAAUCACGAUGGUCUCAGUGAGCUUGACCAGGCACCCAACAAAUGGGAUGAAGUGAUCCGCAUGGCCUUCGAUGUCAAAGAGCAAAUUCUACCUUUGCAGAGUGAAGAAGUCCUCAAGAUCCGCAACAAGAUCGAUGUUUUUGCGGAAGAGCUUCAGGGUUUCUGCCACGAAUUCCGCGAAAAGUGCCCUUUCGACCCCUCGAACGCUGUGAACGGCGAAUACGACCUGAGCUACGAGACCAUGAACGAGUACUACAACAAGACUCUGGCAAUUCGGCAGCGUGCCAACGAAUUCAACGACCUGGAGCUGCUGUUCGAUAUGCAGAUGUCCAGCUACCGAGAGCUCAAGGACUGCCAGGAGGAGUUGAUCUUGCUGAAGAACCUCUGGGACGGCGUGACACUGGUGAAAGAGACAUUCGAGAGCUGGAACAGCAUCCUGUGGGACAAGAUCGACACAGACUCGCUGGUCCAACAAGCCCGAGAUCUCCAAACCCAGGUCAAGAACAUGCCGAAGCAGAUCAAGGGCUGGCAGCUCUACCGAUGGCUCACUGAUGAGGUGAAGAACAUGGCAACGGUGCUGCCGCUGGUCAAUGAUCUGCAUGGCGAAACGAUGCGAGAUCGCCAUUGGACGAGCAUCAUGACCAUUACGCAGAAGACGUUCGAGAAGGGUCCUGAGUUCUGCUUCAAGGACCUUUUGGACUUGAAGCUGCACGAGUUUGCGGAGGACGUUUCGGAGGUGGUUGACCAGAGCGUCAAAGAGGCCAAAAUCGAGAAAAAGCUUUCAGCCAUACGGGCGACUUGGUCGAAGAUGCCGGUGUCUUUCGACUGCUCCAACCCAGACUGCCCGCUCCUCGGCGAGCUUGGCGAGGUGAUCGAGAAGUUGGACAGCGACUCGCUUGAGAUGAUGGGCAUGACCUCGCAAGGCAAGCCCAUGGUGGACGAGUGGAGCGGCAAGCUGCGCGCCAUCGACGGAGCUCUCAGCGUCUGGACCAAGGUGCAGGCCAACUGGUGCCGCUUGGAGCCCAUCUUCAUGCAGAGUGCAGACAUUCGGUCGCAGCUGCCGGAUGAUUCCAAGCGCUUCGAACAGAUGGAUACGGCCUGGAAGGAGCUGAUGAUGGAUGCCUCAAACAGCUCACUCAUUGUGGAGAUCUGCUGUGCAGAGGGGCGUGAAGCCAACCUGAAGGCAAUUUCCGAGGGAAUCGACACCUGUGAGAAGGCUCUGAAUGAGUAUCUGGAGCAGAAGAAGAAGGCCUUCCCCCGUUUCUAUUUCGUGGCAAACCAGGCAUUGCUGGACAUCCUGUCCAAUGGAGCAAAGCCGCUGAAGGUUGCAGAGUACUUGGGAGACAUCUUCGAUGGCGUGAAGACUCUGGAUUUCUCAAAAGCUCCAGACACUGGCCGAAUCGCUUGCGGCCACAUCUCCAAGGACACGGAGAAAGUGGCUUGGGCGGAGGACAUGCACAUCGAUGGUGCUGUGGAGGGCUACCUCUUGCAGCUCGAGGGCCACCUCCGCCUGCAGCUGCGCAUCGAGCUAGAGCAGGCAAGGGCAACUGCAGACAACUGGGAGCUGGACAACCCCCGAGAGUUCUGGUUAGAAGCCUACUGUGCACAGCUCUCAUUGGUGGCGACCCAGAUCAUGUGGACAGAAGAGACCAAUCGGGUUUUCGAGGAGAUUGAGAGUGGAAGCGAGACAGCAAUGAAGGAUUACAAGCGUGUGAACGACGAGCGCAUCGAAAAGCUCAUCAAGCGUGUGCAAACGAAGCUGAGCAAGGAUGUACGUAACAAGAUCAUCACGCUGAUCACCAUUGAUGUCCAUGGCCGCGAUAUCAUUGAGCAGAUGGCCAUUGCAAAGAUCUCGGACAACACUAACUUCAAGUGGCUCUCACAAUUGCGAUUCCACUGGAACUACUGCCCGCAGGGUCAGAACCUGGUUACCUACACCCCAGAUGACCUGAAGACGUGCGUCAUCCGCAUCUGCGAUUGGACCACCAUCUACUGCUACGAGUACGUGGGCAACUGUGGACGCUUGGUGAUCACACCCCUGACAGAUCGAUGCUACAUCACAUUGACGCAGGCAUUGGGGUUGACUCUCGGAGGAGCACCAGCUGGUCCUGCAGGCACGGGGAAGACAGAGACUACAAAGGAUCUGUCCAGAGCACUUGGAUUGCAGAUCGUGGUUUUCAACUGCAGUGACCAGAUGACUUACCAGACCAUGGCCCAGAUUUUCAUGGGCAUUGCUCAGACUGGUUGCUGGGGCUGCUUCGACGAGUUCAACCGAAUCUCAAUCGAGGUUUUGUCCGUCGUGUCGACACAGUACAAGUGCAUUUUGGACGCCAUUCGUGCGAAUUUGCAGGUUUUCCUUUUCGCAGAGGAGGAAACCAAGCUGAUCUCAACUUGCGGUGCUUUCAUCACGAUGAACCCCGGCUAUGCUGGGCGAACCGAGUUGCCAGAGAACCUCAAGGCACUUUUCCGCUCUGUGGCGAUGAUUGUGCCGGACCUGCGUUUCAUUUGCGAGAAUAUGCUCAUGUCCGAGGGUUUUAUCAAGGCUCGGCCACUGGCGAACAAGUUUGUCCAGCUUUAUUCACUGUGCAAGGAGUUGCUCAGCAAGCAGAUGCAUUACGAUUGGGGCCUUCGAGCAGUGAAGUCGCUCUUGCGACAGGCCGGCACUCUGAAGCGACUGGAGCCCGAAAGUGACGAGAAUCCAGUGCUGUGUCGUGCGCUCCGCGAUUUCAACACACCGAAGAUCACAACUCUUGACAUGCCCAUCUUCCUGCGCUUGAUCAUGGAUUUGUUUCCCGGAGUGUGGCCGGACCCAUUCAGUGAUCCCGAGUUUGAGAAAUUCUGCUGCAACAUCGCCAAGCAGCGGGGCCUGCAGGCGGAUCCCCAGUUCAUCAUCAAGAUCGUGGGUAUGUUGGGUAUCCUUGGCGUGCGCCAUUGCAUGUUCAUCAUUGGUCCAUCCGGAUGCGGCAAGACAGAGGUGUGGAAGACGUUGAUGGAGGCCUUGCGCUCGCGGGGUGAGGAUGGGCAGUGGGAGCAAGCGAACCCCAAAGCAGUAACCAGUGAUGAGCUGUACGGCACAAUGUCCAAGACGAAGGAGUGGAAAGAUGGUCUGAUUGCAGUGAUUUUCCGAAACAUGAGCAAAGAGAUGAACGGCUACAAGGCAUCGCACCAGCACAAGUGGGUGAUCUUGGAUGGUGACAUUGAUGCCACGUGGAUCGAGUCCAUGAACACGGUCAUGGAUGACAACAAAGUCUUGACGCUGGUGUCAAACGAACGAAUUCCGUUCACACCGACCAUGCGCAUGAUUUUGGAGAUUCAAGACAUGAAGCAUGCGAGUCCGGCGACGGUUUCUCGUGGUGGCGUGCUGUUCAUCAACGAGACAGACAUUGGUUGGAAGCCGUAUGUUGAGAGCUGGAGAGAGAAGAUGGACCAGAUACCACAGGGAGCUUUCUACCUGCACUUCUCCAACUACUUCGAAGCCAACAUCGAGGCCAUUCGCAAGUCCUUCAACUUUUCUUGUCCCAUGCUGGACAUGGGCUUCAUCAACAGUCUGACUUGCUUCAUAGAUGCGCUUCUGAACAACAACACGAAAGAAAACAUGGAGGCGCUGCGCACGAUGAGUCCAGAAGAUCAGAAAAUGAGCUAUGAUGCCUUGUUCUGCUAUGCCAUGAUGUGGACCAUCGGUGGCUCCAUUGCAGAUGACAAAACUGUGAACUACCGCAAGAGCUUCAACGCCUACAUGAAGGGGCUGUCGAAGGCGGUGAGAUUCCCUGACCAGGGCGACUGCUAUGAUUUCAUUUACGAGCCGAAAGCCAAAGACUGGGUCAGCUGGGAGACUUACAUCAAGCCUUACCAGCCGCUUGCGGAGCAAAUGUACCAGAACAUCGUCAUCAGUAACAUGGAGUUGGAGCGCAUGAAGUACAUUCUGGAGCUUCAUGUGGCCAGGAAAAAGCCUGUGCUUUUUGUAGGUGUCGCAGGCACGGGCAAGACAACAAUUGUGAAGGAUUACCUGGCUGACAUGAAGGCCAACAAUGAGGACAUGAUCAGCAUGUCAAUCAACAACAACAACUACACAAGCAGCUUUGCCCUGCAGAACAUCAUCAUGAGUGCAUUGGACAAGCGAUCUGGCCGAACGUUUGGGCCACCAGCAAACAAGAAGUGCGUCUUCUUCAUCGACGAUUUGAACAUGCCCUACGUCGACACGUACGACACGCAGUCCGCGAUCAUGCUUCUGACCCAGAUGCUGGCCUACAGCCAAGUGUAUGAUCGGGCAGCUCUGGAGGACAAACGGGACCUUGUCGACAUCCUUUUCACUGCAUGCAUGAAUCCCAAGGCAGGUUCCUUCAUGGUGAACCCGCGCUUGCAGAGGCGAUUCACAGUGCUUACCACGUUCACUCCGAAUGCGCCUACCAUUUCCGGAAUCUACAGCUCCAUUCUGGAGAAGCAUCUGGGUGCUUUCGUUGGGCCAAUUCAAAAGCUGUGCGAGCCGAUUGUGCAGGCAACAAUCGAAGUUCUGGUUGCGGGCAUUCUGAACACGCCGUGCUUCUUGCCAUCUGCGGCGAAGUUCCACUACCAGUUCAACCUGAAGGAUGUCGGCAACAUCUUCCAAGGCCUGCUGAACACGAAUGCGAAUGUCUACAAGGAUGGCGCAUCCAAGUUCGCUCGGGUGUGGCUCCAUGAAUGCUACCGUGUUUUCUCAGAUCGCCUUGUCAACGCUUCGGACCAGGGUGAAUUGCAGGGAAUCCUUGAGAAGGCUGCCGGAAAGCACUUCGGAAGCAUCCCGAAGGAUGAUCUGUUUGCCCAGCCACUGAUCAUGACAUCUUUUGUUUCGGCAGCGACGGGCAGCGAGCGCUAUUAUCUACUGGCAAAGGAUAUGCCCAGUCUCAAGAAGGUUGUGGAGGACAAGUUGACUGAAUACAACGAGACCUUUGCAGCCAUGAAUUUGGUCCUUUUCGAUGAUGCCAUCAACCAUGUCUGCCGAAUCUGCCGCAUCACAGACAACCCUUGCGGACAUGCUCUGCUGGUCGGAGUUGGCGGAUCCGGGAAGCAGUCCUUGGCCAAACUGUCGACCUUCAUCAAUGGCCAGGACUUGUUGAGCAUCCUGGUCAAUCAGUCGUACGGCACUGAGGCAUUGAAGCUGGACUUGCAGGAGUUCUACAAAAAGGCUGUCAUCAAGCCUGGCACUCCGCAUGCUUUCCUGAUGACAGACGGGCAAAUAGCCGAUGAGCGCUUCUUGGUGUUUAUCAACGAUAUGCUCUCGAGCGGAGUCAUCCCGGAUUUGUUCACCCGCGAGGAAUAUGAUGGUUUGCUGGGCAGUGUUCGGAAUGCUGCAAAGGGUGCAGGCUAUUCGGACGACCGUGACGGACUCUUCGGCUUCUUUAUUGACAAGUUCCGGCGCAACCUGCACUACAUUCUUUGCCACUCGCCUGUUGGUGAUGACUUUCGCAUUCGCGGUCGAAAGUUCCCUGCACUCAUUAGUUGCAUGGUGGUCGACGAGUUCAUGGCUUGGCCACGUGAUGCUUUGGAUGGUGUGGCACGCCGCUUCCUUGUGGAGCUGGUCAACCAGGGCAAUCUCCAGGAUGAAGAGAUUUUGGGCCUGGUGGCUGCCAACAUGGCUGAGGUGCAUUUGUCCAUCGAAGGAGCUAACAAGAGAUACCUGGAGGCGGAGCGACGCCACAAUUACUGCACUCCCAAGUCCUUCCUGGAGCUGAUCAGCUUCUACAUCCGGAUGCUUUCCGAGAAGCAGUCUUCCGUGAGCGUGAAUUGCGAGCGCUUGGAGCGUGGUCUUGCAAUCAUGGAGCAGGUGCAGUCCAAGGUAGAAGGCCUGAAGGAGGACCUGAAGAUCACCAUGGUCCAAGUCGAGGAGAAGAAGGCCGCUACGGCUGUGCUUAUCGAGCAGGUGACCAAGGCCUCGGCAACAGCCGCGGAGGAGAAAGCCGGCGCAGACAUCGAGGCCGAGAAGACCGGUAAGCUGGCGGCCGACGCGGCGGAGCUGCAGGCACAGGCCGAUGGCGAGCUGUCAGAGGCCAUGCCAGCGAUGGAAGCCGCUGCUGCGGCGGUGGACUGCCUGGACAAAAACUCCAUCGGUGAAUUGAAGGGCUUCGGCAAGCCUCCGCCGGAAUGCGUCGAUGUGUGCGCUGCCGCCGCUUUCUUGCUGAGGAACGAGAAGAAAAAGAUUGAUUGGAAAGCAGCCCAGAAGAUGAUGGCCAAUCCUCAGUCUUUCAUUGAUGAGGUCAAGACCUUCAAUGCUAAUGAGAUCCCUGAGAAUACCCUCAAGGAGGUUGAUGCCAUCAUUGCGCUGCCCUUCUUCAACUACGAGACCAUGAAGGGCAAGAGUGUUGCGGCCGCCAACUUGGCCAACUGGGCCAUCAAUUGUGUCAAGUAUCACAAGAUCUACGUCAAAGUGGCACCGCUCAUGGCCAAAGUCAAGGAAGCCACGGACACCAAGAACACUGCUGAGGCUAGCCUCGCCAUUGUGCUGGCGAAGGUUGCAGAAAUCGAGGCGGAGUGUCAGAGGCUGGAAGAGAAGCUAAAUGGUGCGGUGUCAGAGAAGGAGCGCGUGGAAGCACAGGCGGCAGCUUGCCUGGAGAAGUUGGGCCUUGCAGAGCGUUUGGUCAACGGCCUGGCAGAUGAGUAUCAGCGAUGGACCGCCACUGUCAAGGACCUGAAAGACUUGCAGCUCAAGUUGAUCGGCAACUGUCUGCUGGCCUCGGCCUUUGUCGGCUACAUCUCACCUUUCUCAAUGUCCUUCCGCGUGCAGCUGUGGAAGGAAGGAUGGACUGGCGAUGUUACCAGCCGCGGGAUUCCAAUCAGUGCAGGUAUUGACCCUCUGAAGGUGCUGUGCACCGAGGCGGACAUCGCCAGCUGGCAAAAUGAGGGGCUGCCGUCUGACCGCAUCUCCGUGGAGAAUGCUGCAGUGGUCACAAGCUGCUCGCGAUGGCCGCUCAUGAUCGAUCCACAGCUGCAAGGUGUGAAGUGGGUCAAGCAGCGAUUGGGCGAGGACCUUUCCGUGUUGCAGUUCACCAUGAACCAAUGGUUACAGAAAGUGAUCUUUGCCAUUCAGAUGGGUGGCCAGCUUUUGAUCGAAGCAGUCGGCCAGGAGAUUGACGCUAUCCUGGAGCCUGUCCUAUCCAGGGCUGUGAUUAAGCGAGGCCGAAGUGCGAUGAUCAUCAAGAUUGGAGGUGAAGAGGUGGACUACGAUCCCAAGUUCCAGCUCUACCUGCAGUCGAAGCUGCCAAACCCACACUACAGGCCGGAGAUUGCCGCCCAGUGCACAAUCAUCAACUUCAUUGUCACACCGGAUGGUUUGGAGGACCAGAUCUUGGCUAUGGUCGUGAAUGUCGAGAAGCCUGAGCUGGAGCAGGAGAAGCAGGAGCUGGUGCGGAGACAGAACGAUUUCAAGGUCACCCUGUCUCAGCUUGAGAGCGAUUUGCUGUCCCAGCUUUCCACAGCAGACCCUGCGACAAUUCUUGACAACAUUCCUUUGAUCGAGGGAUUGGAGAAGACCAAAGCCACCUCCAAGGAGAUUGCCAUCCAAGUAGAGCAGGCUCAGAAAACAGAGGUGGAAAUCAACACGUCGCGCGAGCUCUACCGUCCUGUCGCUGCGGAGGGUUCUAUGUUGUUCUUCUUGAUUAUUCAGUUGUGCUUCAUCGAGCACAUGUACCAGUUUUCUUUGGAUUCCUUCGUGAACUUCCUGUACAAAGCUAUCGAUCGCACAGAGCCCACUGACGACAUCACUGAGCGUGUUAAGCGGCUGAUUGCUGUCAUCCGUAUGACAAUCUUCCGCUGGGUGAAUCGUGGACUCUUUGAGCGUCACAAGCUGAUAUUCUGUUCGAUGCUUACCUUCAAGCUGUUCCAGAAGGGGUUCUUGCAAGAAGAUUUCAACGUGUCCUAUUUCAACUACUUGCUCAAAGCACCGAUGGCUGUCGGCAUGGAAAACCCACUGCAGGAGUGGCUGCCAGCAAAGAACUGGGGUAUGAUUCUGAAGCUGAACGACUUGGAAGGCUUCGAGAGCUUUGCGCAGAACAUGGAGAAGGAUGCACCCAACCGCUUCAAAGAGUGGUUCAAUGAGAUUGCACCAGAAGAGGUGAAGUUGCCAUUGGAUUGGAAGCGACUGGACUCUGUACCCUUCCAGAAGCUUUUGGUUCUGAGAGCCUUGCGACCCGACCGGUGCUGCGCUGCCAUGGCAGAGUGGAUUCGCAAUGCAUUGCCCAAUGGUCGAGACUACAUGGACUGCGACGGCUCCCUCUCCUUUGCGGCAGUCUUGAGCAACUCCUUCGAGGAUUCCACCAGCACCACCCCCAUCUUCUUUAUCCUGUCUCCGGGCGCAGACCCUGUCAAAGAGGUGGAAUCGAUGGGCAAAAAGAGGCCAGAAGGCUUGAGCCUGGGUCAAAACUAUUGGAACGUUGCCAUGGGUCAGGGACAAGAUGUCGUUGCUAUGGGCAAGCUGGACAUCGGACACCGCGAAGGCCAUUGGGUCAUGUUGCAGAAUAUCCACCUGAUGCCCAAGUGGUGUGUGGAGCUUGAGAAGAAGCUGGAUGUCUUCGCAGUGGAGAACAGCCAUCCCAACUUCCGAUUGUUCCUUUCGGCAGAUCCCAGCAAGGGAAUCCCGAUUGGUAUAUUGGAGCGUUCCAUCAAGUUGACCAACGAGCCUCCACAAGGUAUGCUGGCCAAUUUGCGUCGAUCGUUUGCCCUCUUCCCGAAGGAGGACUUCGAGGACAAGGAUGCCAAGGUCAAGUCCAUCCUCUUUGCCUUGUGCCACUUCCACUCUAUCAUGUUGGAGCGAAAGAAGUUUGGCCCCAUGGGCUACAACAUGAUGUAUCCAUUCUCAGCCGGAGACUUGCGGGACUCUGCGCAAGUGCUGUACAACUACCUGGAAGGUUCUUCCGCGGUGAAGAUUCCAUGGGACGACCUGCGCUACAUUUUUGGUGAGAUCAUGUAUGGAGGACACAUCGUGGAUGAUUGGGAUCGACGCAUGUCGCAGAAGUACUUGCUGUAUUUCAUGCGGGACGAGCUGCUGGACGAGAUUGACAUGAUUCCAUAUGCAGAGGGCAAGCUGUCCUGGCCUUCUCCCCAGCCUGCACCGCACGAGAGAUACCUCGAGCACAUUGAGACAAUGCCACCUGAGUCUCCGCUCAUGUUCGGUAUGCAUCCAAACGCGGAGAUCAAUUUCCGAACCACCGAAUGCGACAAGGUCUUCGACAUGCUCCAGAUGCUCACGAAUGGAGGAGGUGCCGGAGAAGGUGAUGACGAAGCUGCCAUGACGCCAAUGACCAUCGCCCAGAUGACGUGCGACGAAAUCUUGGAAGAGGUGAACGAAAAGCGCUUCCCCACCGACGAUGUUAACCGUGGUAUGACCACGGAAGACAAAGGCCCUUACCAGUUUGUCUUCCUGCAGGAGUGUGAGUACAUGAAUGCUUUGCUGUACGAGAUGGUCAAGGGCCUGCAGGAGCUCCAGCUUGGUUUCCGCGGUGAGCUGACCAUGAGCGAAGGCAGCUUGUCUUCUCUAACCGGACCC